Messenger RNA from Lampris incognitus (smalleye Pacific opah), 5942 nucleotides. RefSeq names its product proline rich 36b (gene prr36b). The record is from RefSeq and is a predicted model, not a curated record. NCBI's taxonomy places the organism in Eukaryota, Metazoa, Chordata, Actinopteri, Lampriformes, Lampridae. The transcript has 5 exons. Bases 721 to 4806 code for a protein of 1361 amino acids.
UGAGGGGCGACAGCCGCGACAACCGGGAAGAACUCGGCGAAGAAGAAAAGUAGGGGCGACUUGCUAAAAGGGGUGACAUCAUUCCUCAUUUGAAUACACCCCGUCUCGGCGGCGAUUGGCUGUGCGCGGGAAAAGGAGAAAAAAAAGAAAAGAAAAGAAAAGAAAAGAAAGUUCCUUGCCUUUUCCGCUAUUCAGCCCUUUCAAUUUCACCACCGCGCGUCUCUCCUCCGAUUGUCCAUCAGCCCGCCGGUCCAUAGGGGCGUGCGCGUGCGCGCGUGCGUGCGAGUGGGGACGGACGCUCGCGCGUGUGGUGCGCGCACAUACGUACGUAACGUGUGGACCCGCAGAGCGUCGCUUCUUUCUUCGGCGGAGGGGACGUGCAUCACUUCUGCCACAGACAAACCCAGCCACAAAAAAGACCCAAGUUUCCCCCCCCCUCCCUCCUCUCCUCACUCCUCACUUCUCGUCUUUUGCCCAGUUUCAUUUCGCGAUUUGUUUGACUUUUUCUUUUUUUUUUCUUCCGGCCGCGCGGAUCCCAGAGAAAGGGGAUAUCGGCGAACAACUGGGCGUAGCUGGAGCGGAUCUUGCUAGUUGUCUCCCACACCGCAUCGGAUCAGUCCUCACCUGCUCAGAGAGCUUUUAGACUUUUGGCCUUCAUCCUGCAAGAGUCAAGUUCUCAUCCCUGCCGUACAGAGACAGACUGCUGCCACUCGAGGGGAGAUGAAACCGGAUGGGGUUGCUACGGCAGCGCUGGAGCCGAUGGAAACGUUGGAGUCCAAUCCAGUAAAUGAGGCACCGCCACCUGUAGGCGAGGAGUCUAAUCAGGCAGCCAGUCAAGUGGAGGAUGUGACGGGGCAGCAGCCAGCAGGGGAGGUGAGUCAGGGGGAACCCCAGCCUGAACCAGCCAAGGAGACCCCUGCUGCUAAGACCUCAACAGACCCCAAAACCAAGGCCACCAGUAAGACCGCUGCCAAGACAAAGCCUGGCCCAGCUGGCCCAGCCAAGACCGCUCCCGGCUCACGUCCCAACACUGCCCAGAGCCGUCUCACCAAUGGCGUUUCUAAGCCUCAGGCCAAUGGAGUGGCCAAGAAGACCACCACAGGUACAGCAGACAAGAAGAGUGCCCCCAACUCAGCAGCCUCCAAGAAACCACUUGGGACAGCUGGUGCUGCGGCAUCCAAGCCCACCACCAAGGCAAAUGAGAAGAAACCUCCAGGGACCGUCCGCCCCUCUACUGCCCCCACCACCAAUGGUGUGAAGUCUACAACAGCGGCUAAGAAAACAUUGGCCAUGCCUGCUAAUAGUGACAAAACCAGCACCACCACAGCUGCUACCAAGAAGCCUGCAGCUACAAGGCCUGCCUCCGCACCCUCCACCAAGCCUGGGUCUGCCGCUUCGUCCAAGCCCCCAGUUUCCAAGACAACCAGGCCUGCAACUGGCACAGCAUCUCGCCCUGCCCCAGCCUCAACCCGGCCACCUGCUGCCAGCACAGCCAAGAGCUCCACACCUACCGCUAAACCUGCCACCCCUAAAACAACCUCCACCACUCCCAAGCCCACAGCUUCCAAAUCCUCCUCCACCACACCCUCUACUGCCAAGACUCCAGCAUCGCAAGCAUCCAAGUCUACAGCCCCCAUCAAGAAAGAUGCUACCAAACCAACAACCCCAGCAGCCAAGAAACCUGCAGCGUCCCCCCUCACACGUCCCACCCCAGCAGCUAAGUCUACCAAACCAGAGACUCCAAAAUCGGCUUCCAAACCAGACCCCACCACCAAAAAGCCUGCUGCAAGUAAGACUACUGACAGCAAGACACCUACCCGCCCCAAAGUACAAGAGAAUAAGGCUCCCAAAACCUCUGGCUCCAAACCAGCUGCAACCAAGAUGACCAGUCCCAAGAAAACUACAGGAACCACUACCCCGACUCCUGUGAAACGUGCCCCCAAACCUACAGAGGCUGCACCAAAAGAGAGUGUGGAGAUUGCAGCUUCUAUCGCUGCUGCCGCGGCUAUUGCUACAGCAGUGGCUACUAUUGCAAAGCCAGAGGAGUCAGAGCCUCCUGCAGAACUGCAGCCAUACAUGGAAGUCCCUGCUGUGGAGGAGAUGAAAUUGCUUUCCAACCAGGCCGAAGUAGAGACAGCUCCAGAACCAGCAAGAGAACCACCAGUCUCUGAAGUAAUUUUAGAACCAGUCCAAGAACCAACUCCAGAACCAGUGCAAGAGCCUACCCCAGAACCAAUCAGAGAACCUACUCCAGAGCAAAUCAGAGAGCUUACUCCAGAACCAGUGCAAGAGCCUACCCCAGAACCAAUCAGAGAACCUACUCCAGAGCCAAUCAAAGAGCUUACUCCAGAACCAGUCAGAGAACCUACUCCAGAGCCCAUCAGAGAGCCUACUCCAGAACCAAUCAGAGAACCUACUCCACAACAGGUCCGAGAGCCCUCUCCAGAACCAUUCCGAGAGCCUACCCCAGAACCAGAACCAAUGUCCAUCCCUCAGCUUUCCGCCCAGCUGGACUUUGCCCACCAUGAGGGGCCCACUGAUGACUCAGUCCCCUCUCUGGGAACAACUGUCAUGUCUCCUCCCUGCUCUCCUCCUGGUCCUAUGUCUCCAGUUAGGGAGCCAGAGGGCAGCUCUCCUUUGCUGGACAUGCAUGUUCAACAUUACCCAUUAGACCACAGCCAACCACUGGUUCCCUCUGCCAUGGCUCCACAGAGCCCACUCAAUGAGGAGAGGAAAUUUCAGGUGGAAGAGGAAAAUGAGGAGGAGGGAGAAGAUGAUGUAGAAGAGGAAGAAGAGGAUGAGAUGGUAAAGGAGGAUGAGGAGGAGAAGGAGAACCUCUUCAUGCCUACCUCUAAAAGUUCACCUGCAGAUGCCUUCGACAUGAAGCCACAGAUUGACUUGUUGGGAACCUCCCCCAUGGAUGACUUCAGCUGUGGGGCUUUGAUCUCCCCUCAGGAAAAGGAAGAGGCAGUGGAAAAGGCUGACCAGGAGAUCAACGAGGAUGUUGAUGAAGAGGAGGAAGAGGAAGAUGAGCAGAGGCAACUGGACCAUCAGCCUUCGUCCAUGUUCACUGACAUGAGCGGUUCCCAGCCUUCUGAGGAGUUUCAGGUCAGAUCUUCAGGCUUCGGUGUCUCGGUGGGCUGGCAUGGUGACGACAUGCUGUCGGGGGUCGAUUCUGAGGAUGUGAGCAGCAGCACCAGCAGCCAGCAGCGUGGGGUUUCUGACCUGAGCAGCACCCAGCACACCGCAUUGCUGGAGGGUACCCAGAGCUCAGAUGCCCUGGUUGACUCGAGCCUCCGUGGCUCUGAGGCAGAUGGUAACUUUAUGGGGUCUCCCAACAUGGAAACCCUGGCCAAUGAAGAGGAUGAGGAUGAAGAUGAGGAGCGGGUGGAUGAUAUGGAUGUGAGUUCGGAGAGGGUGGAAGAUCAUCACAAGGUGUUCCAGCAGCAUGAACGGGAUGGGGAAGAGGAAGAAGAUGUAGAGAUGCCUAGUGAGGGAGUGACAGAGAGCGGCCUGGAGAGCUGUGGGAAUGCAGACGAAGAUGACUUCAACGAGGAAGAAAAUCUAGAUAACUUCAGCUGCUCUGGUUUUCAGCCUACCGUCCCCCCUGCCUCUACCUGGGCUCAGACCAACCCGUUCUCUGAUCCCUGGGCACAACCCUCCUCGCUGCUGUCUGUAUCUUCUCCCAGCCCUUUGUCUGAUCAUGGUGCAGUGGACUCUGAGACACCCACGCAGUCCCCUGCCCAAGCAUGGCUGGACAGCAGUUACCCGUCUCUGGGGCCGGAGUCAGAACAAGAGCACCAAUCUGCCCACGAAGAAAUGGAGCACUCAGCCCCAGUGGAGGCCCCUGUCCAUCUUGCUGCCCCAGCUGUAGGCAUGUCCCAGUCCAGCACCCUGAGUGGGGCAGCCCUGGCUGCGCACAGCAGCAGUGAGACGAGCACACCAGAAGAACUCCGUGACUACGACAGCAGCUCCGGGGUGGAGUCACGCUCUGACAAGCAACAGACCCCUGUGCCCACCUCGGUCCAGCCCGACAUGGAGCAGGACUUGGGCAUCCACUUGGAGAAAGGCGAUGGAGAGGAAGAGGAGGCUGAGACACUUCCCGCUGACGAGGUUCUGGGUGCGGGACCCCCAACGGCGCCAACCUCUGCCCCCUCAUCUCCCUCCACCUCAGGAGACGAGGCUAGUGACACCGAGGGCGAGAUGCAGAUAAAUGACCCAGAUGCGCCCAUGAUCAUAGACGAUAGCGGCGAGUUUGAUGGUCCCACUCCCACUUGCAGUCUGCCUGCUCUGGAGGAGGAUGAGGAGGCUGUGGAUGCAGCAGCAGGAGAGGGUGAGGAGGACGGAGGGGGUGCCACACCCCAGUCUGCCAACUCUGUGGCAUCCUAUGGCUUCGACUGUACUACGUCCAACUCCAAUGCCCACUCCAUGGCUGAGAGCUGCGGAAAAAGCCCAGGCAUCUUCUCGCUAGAGAACGAGGAUCAGCUGCCAGAGGAGGCCAAGGACCCCUCCCUCAUCAAGGAGCUAACCCUGCCGUCAGCUGCUGCUGCCCAAGUAGAUGACCUGUUGGGUAGGCCUGUGGACCUGAUGCCCCUGGGCCACCCAGGGGAGAGCCAGUCCAGCCUGGAUGACCACCACUACAUGCUGGGAGUAAAGAUGGCGGCAGGUGACCUGGAGGAAGUUGAUCCUUAUGAGCCCGACCACCACCUUGGGGCUCAACACGCUGGAGACGCCAAUGACAGCCAACCGCCCUACUACUCUGCCGUAUGCGAUAAGACUGAUAGCUUUAUGGCAGGUAACGUAUAAGUCCCUCCCACCCCACCUGGAAUGCACCUUUUCCCUGCAUCCAUACCCCUUUACCUGUCGUUGUUCGUAUUCUCUCCAGUUCGGUUAGACGACUUAGAAGAUGAAGAAAAAAAAAAAAAGAAAAAAAAGAAACAGGGGAGUGCAAGAUUGUAGGAAAAGAUGAAAAAUGGACCAAGGGAUGGAAUUAAAAUGACUGUAGCAAUUCUCAAAGUAAGCCUCCCUGUCUCAUAUUAUUGGUCGUGGUUCUGAGUAUAUGGCUUAAAUUCCUUCAUGUACAAUAGCUACUACCAUUUUCUAUUAGAAUGUUCUUUUUAAGUAACACUGCAUAUUCCGUAACCCCUGAUGGGGCAUUGACUGACUGGUCCAAUGUGACUGAGCUUUUAAAACAAAAAGGAAAAAAAAAACACUGAUGGAAUGAAACGGACUACUACCUACCUGUGUAUUUAUCCUACUGUUUUUACCGAUCAAAUGUCAAUGACUUUUUUUUUGUUCGUUUUGUACUUGCUUAUUUGUUUAUAUUUGUUUUGUUGUCAGAACCUGGUCCUUCCAACCUUGUCUACACACACUCCAUAUUCUCUUGCACCAUAGUGAUGGUCGUACGCUCCUUUUCUAAAGUUUGUUUUCUAAUUUCAAAACCGUUUUAGCUAAUAAAGACUAGACAUUAAAAUGGCUCUCUUGCCCUGACAGGAUUUGUUGAUGUGGGUUACGGGAGUAUUAGAUUGAGGUUGGUGAAGUUUUUCAUGUGUGCUUCAAGAGAUCCUAUGCUCCUUGCCUAGGUUAUAGCAUAUCACACGCAGUCACGUACACUGUUUGUUCGAGGCGUUUGGUUUUAGGUGGUCAUGCUUCAAGCCUCAGUUAGUUGAUCAUUUGUGCUUCAGAAGCGACUAACUAGCCUAUUAUUUGUGAAGAGACCCUGCAUCUUUCUCUGUUAAGCAUCACACUCACUGAAAGGUUUCAUAGUGGGUAUAUGGUUCGCUAUUUCAACAGUAUCUUGCAUGUUUGACUAACAAGAAAUUGUGUUCUAUCUGAUAAAUGAAACAGCUUUACUCUAGAGAUGUUCAUCAAUGAAUGGUUCACACUAACUAGGGUUUUUUUUUUUUUUUUUCAAAAUUCCAUUAAAACAUCAUUGCAAGGCA